Messenger RNA from Drosophila elegans, 3324 nucleotides. It is a transcript of the gene Lon, whose product is annotated as lon protease homolog, mitochondrial. NCBI's taxonomy places the organism in Eukaryota, Metazoa, Arthropoda, Insecta, Diptera, Drosophilidae. Bases 106 to 3189 code for a protein of 1027 amino acids. The transcript has 9 exons. Gene Ontology annotation, biological process: protein quality control for misfolded or incompletely synthesized proteins; mitochondrion organization; chaperone-mediated protein complex assembly. The record is from RefSeq and is a predicted model, not a curated record. Gene Ontology annotation, cellular component: mitochondrial matrix. Gene Ontology annotation, molecular function: ATP hydrolysis activity; serine-type endopeptidase activity; ATP-dependent peptidase activity.
UCAACAGCCGUCACAUAAUCACUUCACACACAAUUCGAGUGCAAAUUGUUUUUAUACCUUUUCUAGAUAUUUCUAAGUAAAUUGCGAGUGGGAAUUGCCAUCGAGAUGCUAGCCCGCGCCAUCCGAGUGCGUCCCGUGCUGCGGGGCAUCGCCUCGAAGUCGAUGUGGACCCGGAACCGUCCCGUCCAGAGUUCGCUGAUGCAAUUUAGCCGGGAUCAGACGACGCGCCUUCAGCGCUUCCAUGGAGCCAACUUGCUGGUGCAGCGCUUUUACAGUCGCAACCGCGACGACUCCGACGAGGAUAUGAUGGAAAACCAAAAUCCCGUACUGAUGUCCGAUCGGGAUCCGCAGCUGCCGGCCACGGUGGCCGUGCCGGAUGUCUGGCCACAUGUCCCACUGCUGGCCAUGCGCAAGAAUCCCCUUUUUCCGCGCUUCAUGAAGAUCGUGGAGGUCUCCAAUCCCAUCAUCAUGGACCUGCUGCGUCGCAAAGUCAAGCUAAAUCAACCAUAUGUGGGCGUGUUCCUAAAGAAAUCCGAUGGCGAGGAGGAGCUCGUCCAAAAUUUGAAUGAUGUCUACAGUCUGGGCACUUUUGCUCAGAUCCAAGAACUGCAGGAUCUGGGCGACAAGCUGCGCAUGGUUGUGGUGGCCCAUCGGCGCAUUCGGAUCACUGGUCAGGUGGUCGAAGAUGUGCCACGACCAAAGCAAGCGAAAAUGACCACUUUGCAUUAUCCACUAUUUAAUAUCAAAUUACAAAUCCCAGCUGAAGAUCAAACGACUGAUCAAGCGGAGGCGGCGUCCACGAAAUCCAGAUCCGAGACAGCCCGUAAGCCACGUGGCCGGGUUCCAAGGAGUCGGGCUAGCAAAAUACGCGAGUCGGCUGCCGCCGAGGAAAUGGUGCAGAGCCAGACACUGGAACAGCCACUGAAAGCAGGCAAAGUUGAGUCAGUGGGUUCGCCCAAGCCUCCCAAGGAAGGAAAACCUGUGGAAGGUACUGCUACCAAUGAGGCGGGAGCCGAAGGAGAAGCAACGGCCAGCGCACCACCACCACCUGUGCUUAUUGUGGAAGUGGAGAAUGUCAAGGAGCCGUCGUACAAGCAAACCGAGGAGGUCAAGGCUUUGACUCAGGAGAUAAUCAAGACUCUUCGGGAUAUCAUCACAAUGAAUCCCUUGUACAGAGAGAGUCUGCAGCAGAUGCUGCAUCAAAACCAACGAAUUGUGGACAAUCCCAUUUAUCUGUGUGACUUGGGUGCUUCACUUUCCGCUGGAGAACCAGCUGAACUUCAGAAGAUCCUGGAGGAAAUGGAUAUCCCAGAACGACUGCAGCUGGCUUUGACACUGCUCAAAAAGGAACUGGAGCUCUCGAGAUUGCAACAAAAAAUUGGACGCGAAGUAGAGGAAAAAGUCAAGCAGCAACACCGCAAGUAUAUACUGCAGGAGCAGCUGAAGGUUAUUAAAAAAGAGCUGGGCAUCGAAAAAGACGACAAGGAUGCCAUAGGCGAAAAGUACCGCGAAAAACUGAAGGAUAAAAUCGUACCCGAAAGUAUAAUGACUGUUAUUGACGAAGAGCUGACCAAACUGAACUUCCUGGAAAGCCACAGCUCAGAGUUUAAUGUAACCCGCAACUACCUCGACUGGCUAACAUCCCUUCCGUGGGGCGUUAUUAGCACCGAAAACCUUUGCCUGGACAAGGCCACCGAAAUACUGAACAACGAUCAUUAUGGCAUGGAAGAUAUCAAGAAGCGUAUUUUGGAAUUCAUCGCCGUCAGUUCCUUGAAGGGCAGCACGCAGGGCAAGAUCUUGUGCUUCCAUGGACCACCUGGUGUGGGCAAGACCAGCAUAGCCAAGUCUAUUGCGCGCGCCUUGAACCGCGAGUACUUCCGCUUCAGCGUGGGCGGAAUGACGGACGUGGCCGAGAUCAAGGGACAUCGUCGCACCUAUGUGGGUGCCAUGCCGGGCAAGCUGAUUCAGUGUCUCAAGAAGACGAAGAUUGAGAAUCCACUGGUGCUCAUCGAUGAGGUGGACAAGAUUGGCAAAGGCUACCAGGGAGAUCCAAGCUCGGCCUUGCUAGAGCUGCUCGAUCCUGAGCAGAAUGCCAACUUCCUGGAUCACUAUCUGGACGUGCCGGUGGAUCUCUCGCGAGUGCUCUUCAUUUGCACAGCCAAUGUGAUUGACACCAUCCCCGAGCCGUUGAGGGAUCGCAUGGAGCUAAUCGAGAUGUCUGGCUAUGUGGCAGAGGAAAAGAUCGCCAUUGCUCGCCAAUACCUCAUGCCGCAGGCCAUGAAGGAUUGCGGACUAACGGACAAGCAGAUCAACAUAACCGAGGAUGCCUUGAACAUGCUGAUCCGAAGCUAUUGCCGGGAAUCCGGUGUGCGAAACCUGCAGAAGCAUAUCGAGAAGGUCAUUCGAAAGGUGGCCUUCCGUCUGGUGAAAAAGGAGGGCGAACACUUCCCGGUGAAUGCCGAUAACCUGACCACAUUCCUGGGCAAGCAGAUCUUCAGCUCGGAUCGCAUGUACGCCACCACACCAGUGGGCGUGGUCAUGGGGCUAGCCUGGACGGCCAUGGGCGGCUCAUCUUUGUACAUUGAGACCUCCAGGCGGCACAUACGUCACGGCGAGAAGGCGGACAAGACUGCGGCCAGUGGAACCCUCCACAUCACCGGCAAUCUGGGUGAUGUCAUGAAGGAGUCGGCCCAAAUAGCCUUGACCGUCGCGCGCAACUUUUUGCACACACUUGAACCCAAAAACUUGUUUUUGGAGCAAGAACACAUUCACCUCCACGUUCCUGAAGGAGCCACACCAAAAGAUGGUCCCAGCGCUGGAGUCACCAUCAUCACCGCCUUGAUUUCUUUGGCCACUGGCAAGCAGGUGCGUCAGGAUGUGGCCAUGACGGGUGAAGUGUCCCUGAAAGGAAAGGUGCUGACAGUUGGUGGCAUCAAGGAGAAGACCAUAGCAGCUCGUCGUAGUGGCGUCAAUUGUCUGAUUCUGCCGGUGGAUAACAAAAAGGACUUUGAAGAGUUGCCCACGUACAUUACUGAGGGCCUGGAGGUUCACUUUGCAGCCAACUACGAGGAUGUCUACAAGAUAGCCUUUGGCGAUGCCACCGAAACGUCGACCGACAAUGUGGUGGAGCAGGAGCCGCUGCAAAAGAUGUCCAGUGCGGCGGCCGCCAAGUCGACGGCGUGGCCUUAAUCGUAGCUUUAGCAAGGGGGUUUUUUCCGGGUGUUCAUAGAUUUUAUUGAUAUCGAACGUUAUCAGGUUAAUUAGUGUAUUUAGACCAUAGCAUUUGUUAAAGCUAAUGCCGAGUAAAUUGAAUGUACUGACGAA